UGUGCGCAUGUGUGCGUGUGUGAGAAUUUGUUGGGUUGUCGCAAGGACGAAACAGCUCGCUCGCCCGAUUUUCCGAAAUUGUGGUGCAACGGAGCAUCCGGAGUGUCCGCGGGCGGUCGUAAACGGCGCCGGAAGUGUCCGGCGAUCGUACGGUGUCGGAGUACGAUCAUCCCAAGCGCAAGUGAACAGUUAAAGUGGAAAACAAAUUUUCUUCUGACCCGUAUAAGGGGCGCAUCCCGCAAGAAGCCCUCUGCGGUGCGCCAGAGCGAGAGCGUGUGUGGUGCUCUUUGUGUGCCGUGUCUCGUUCGCUCUUGCGCACGCGCACGCCCAGAUUGUGGAUGUGUGUGUGUGCUGUUCGAAGCCGAGCGGGGAAAACUUGCAUCGAAGCACAGUGUGGAGUGCGUGUGUGUGUAUGCGUGAUUGGUUAAAGUGUGUGUUUUGUGCCGUCGCGGGAGGCUGCGGGCAGCGUGGCCACCUCCCGCAUCUCAUCCGCUGCUUUGAUUGUGCGCUGCGGUUGUCGCUGUGUGUGUCAUGGCGCGUCUCGUAUCAUUCGCGUACGCUGGCAAGAAGAUGGUCCAGGGCGGUCGGUGCGAUCAGAAGGGAGGUGAUAUAAAAUAAACAUCUCCAUUGACGCGAAGUGACAACGCGCGGUGGCUGCUGCGUUGGUGUGCCGCGGCCAAGAAAGGUGCAAGAAGUAUGCCGAAACAAAAGUCAGACCUCCUCUAUCCAUGGUGGUGACAUCGGAAGUGAGUGGUUAAGAAAGCAAGGGAAAGAGGUACUAACCGCGGAAAAGUGUCAUUUCCGCGGAUAGAGAAAAAGAGUUGCGAGAAAGAGAGCAGUGAGCGCAACCCCGAAGUGGUGGUACAAAUUUCAGACCGACGAAUAAUCGUCGCUUGCUACAAUCAAAGCCAAACGCCUCAAAAGGUUCGAAGGAAGGUGAUUUAACUGGUCCCUCGGUGCGUAUCGGGCACAGGGAGGUACAUCGAACGCAUCGAGCAGAUUUUGGUUUCGGUGGAAAAAGUGUUUGCAAUCCGUCUCGAAUACAGCUUCACCGUCGUGUGGUCAAAUCGCGACUCGCAGUUGCGUGCGGGGCGGGCGGGGUGCAUAUGUGCAUUCGGUUGUGCAGCGUCAAAGUGAGCGCUGUUGUGGUGAAAGAGUGAAAGAAAACAAAACGGGCAUGGCAAUUGCCAAUGCUCGACAAAUCUGAAUCCGCUUCUAAGUGAGUGCGUCGGGGCUUUGGUCGAGGCAACAGCUCGGUCUUGGAGUGUGGUGCAAGGGCCCUAAAUUCUCGUACCACGUUCUUUUUUCGGCACUUUCCCAGCCAAUUGUUGCUGUUUACUGAGUGCGUUGUUGCGCCUGUGUUCGUGUAAGUGUGCAUGUGUGUAGGGGCGUGUGUUGCAGCACACGCGGCUUCUUGUUGUUUCUUGUGUGAUUUUACCCCUUUUUUCGAAUCCGUCAUCAUUCCCCGACCUGCCAGCUCGAGGUGCGGUGAAAACGAAGGGAGUUGGGCCUCUCUCUUGCCACAAAUCAUCAUUUCGACAACCCGCUACUCGACAACCGCGCGAGAAAGAUGGCGCCAUAUCAUGGAAUGUAAUCUGUUGGUUCCGCGGCUUAAACGAAUCAUACGCUUAGCACCGGGCGCGUUGAAAACGGAUUAAUUCUACUUAGCCCUUCGUGUACACACACUCUCUUCUUCGUACGAAGACUCUGGCGUUAGAAUUUUCACAAUGAAGCCGAAAAAGCAGCAAACAUCAGCAUCAGGCGAAAAAAAAUCUUCCGGUGGCGGUGGUGGUGUUGCUUUGACCAGUUCAACGGUAGGAUCGACGGGUAAUGCAUCCGCUGGUCCUGUUGGAACGGAUGCGAAAUCUAAUCCUAGCUCCUCUUCUUCGUCUACGGCAUCUGCAAAAAAACCAGUAAAACGUUUACAGUCUAAAACCAAAGAAGGUGCACCGAAUCUAACUGCAGCUUCAGGAGCUGCAGUUUCAAACACCUCGGCAGUAAACAGCGGGGGAAAGUCAACGGAAAAAAUAUCGAAUACUAAUCAACAAUGCUCCAGUCAGCAACAAACACCACAAUCCGGCAAAUCAAAAUUGUCGGCUACUGUGUCAAAGAGUGUUUCUGGUGGUGAUUCUCCAGAUUCUUCAAAAAUUGACGCUAAACCCCUUACAGAGUCUGAAACAAUUACAAGCUCAUCGACAACGUGCAGCAUAACUGGAGUUGUGGUGGGAAAAUCGGAAACAUUGGGAUCUUCAGUAGGGAAAGGAAAUAAACAGCAUGUCGCAAAAGCGAAUAAAACCGACUCUGUUAAUUCACCGACAUCACAAAACACGACUGUUAAAGCCACUGGCAAGGAUUCUGCAAAUCGGUCCAGAAAAUCUACCAAGGAAACAGUGGGCGCUACGAAACGAAACACCGGACAGACCGAAAAAUCUGAUGCCGCUAAACGAAAACUAUCCGACAGUGGUUGUAAUUCGUCGACGGUCUGUAGCGUAGGUGACUUGGGCGAUAAUCGUUCGAUGACAGCUAGCAUUCCUACGUCAUCAUCCAUCGAGUCAAAGCUGCGGGAAAAGGAAAAGAAAAUCCAGAAAGAGUUAAAGAAUCUCGGUGUCCCGGAUAAAACCAUCAAUCAAUCGAUUGACGCGGCGUAUUUGUUAAAAUCGGCGGAGGAAUCUGUGGUCAACCCUUCAAUCAGCGAAAUGGUCAAGACAAAAUCUCGCACCACGGUCGCUCAGGGCAAAUAUGGAGGGGGUGGAGCAGACAACACGGCUGGUACUGGUGCUGUAGGAAGAAAGCCAUCCGUAACAUCAGAAGAGCCAGCGCCGUCGGUGGAAGGGGAAUCGGUAGAAAAAUCAACAAAAGAAUCUAUUUCUUCUGGUGGAAAGUCGAAGAAAACAGUUACGCUGAAAGUGGACCAACAGCCAGCAGAAGGUCAAAAGAAAAUGAGUGGAAAAGGAUCAUCGACGAAGGAUGUGGAUGAGAAACUCGCCUCGAAAUCGACACGGAAGGAUGAUAAGACAACACCCACCUCGGGCUCCGGUGGCAAUGCCGCUACAGUGAAAACGUCUUCAGCUAAGGGAGCGGGUCAGGGUGCCAAGUCUAACAAAAAAGCAAACAACUCAUCCGGAUCGUCCGAUUUGAAGCAAAAUAAGCCCGGUAUCUCUGAGUCUGUAUCAAAAAUCACUGAGCAGCAGAAAAUGGAUGACACCUCGGAACUUCCUGUUGUCAAACAAUCCGCAGAACAGGAAGGUUCUUUGACGAUUGGUCGGGGUAGUUCAAUUGAGCAAGAGGACCAGGAGGAAAAGAACGAAGAGGUUCACAUUAGAAUAGAUAGCAUAGUGAAAGCACUGGAGCGCGAAGAUAUUGAAACGUCCAGUGCCAUCAAGAAGGAGUCAGCUGAUGAAUCAAAAAAAGAUGGCUCAGGUGAUGGGGUAAUAGCUAUACCGGCUGCACAAAGUAAAAGUCUACAUGAAAUAAAAACCAAAAAGCAGCCAACACCACGCAAGCCGUCAGCAAAGAAAGAUUGCUCAGCCGCCUCUUCAAAAUCGAAGGCAAAGGAAAUGAACGAAAAGAAGAAGGCUGCUGUAGUUGAUCAGGUCUGCAAGAAGGAGGUGAAGUUUCAGGAACAGCCGCCGCCAGCAUCUCCAGCGAAGCGAAAGUAUGCAAAAAAACCAAAAUCUGGUACGGAAGACACUGGAAGUGGUGAAAAACCGGCAAAAAUGGCAAAAUCCACUACGCCAAAGAAGGUGAAUAGUGCUAGCAAAGUGAAACAAGCAAACGUGAAGACAAAUACUAAAACCCACCCAUUGGCAGCAACAGAACCUUCUCUCCCAUUACCCAGCGUCGUUAAUGAUGAAACAUCUUCGACCGUUCCAUCAAAGGAUAUCAAAGCUAUCGAUAGUUCUUUUGCUGCUAAAGAAGAGGUCGCUAGUACGGCCACUGCAGUUUCCAAUCGCGAUCGCUCGUCGACAGAAAAUGAUGACGACGUGCCGCUGCGACAGCUUCAACAAAAACAAAACCCUGUGCAAUCGGUUAUGGAAGCUACUGCAUCGAGCACUGUCAAAAAUUCAGCAAUCAGUCAGCCUUCACAGCCAAAGGAUGGGGAAAAGGCGCAAGAUCAGACUGAAGAGAGAACGAAAGAAGAUUCCUCGGACGUUGGACCGGAAACAAAUGUUCCUCAAAGCGCAAGCGGUCCAAUUCUUGCCGGGUUACUUAAAAGCUCCGGAAAACAAGGAAAGCGCUCGUACGCACGGAAGAAUUCAUCCAGUGGUACAAGCGGUAAAAGCACGAAGGUAUCAGUGAGCAGCGGCCCGUGCUCUGUUCCAGCCGUUCCUGAGGAAUGUCAUUCAAAGGAGGGCAAAUUAGAAAAGAAAGAUGUGUAUGAUUUUGAUGAUUCGGAAAGCGAAAUUGAUGCACCGGUUAAGGCCGGGAAACCCAAUUUCAAACGCAAGUCUUCAGUAGACGUUAGUCAAUCGCGCGAGGAUAUUUCACGGGAUACUACAGAUGACUCACUAACGGCAAAGCCGAAAAUUGUGGAGGGAAAGAAGGAAGAAAUUCGAUCUAAUCCGCCUGGAGCUGGCAGUGAUGGUGAGAGAGAAAAGGCCGAUGAAGACGAUAACAAGAAGCGGAUCGUUCCAUUAAAGAAACAGAAGCGACGCAUAGAAGCUGCACUGUCAGAGACGGUGUCCUCGAUGAAAAAGGAACAAAAAACUGGUGAAUCCUCUGAGUCUGAAAAAGAACAGGACGAUGCGGAUUUGGCAGAGAAGAAGACGAAGAAGAAAGCAGCUACGCUUACAAAAAAGCUCAAACAGGAAGCGAAGGAAGACUUGCAUUCCUCUGCAGAUGAGGUGGAUGACGAUGAUGAGGGUGAAGAUGAUGGCGAAGAUGACGAGGACAACGGCAGCGGCGAUUCUGACGGCUGCUCGUCCACCGAUACAGUAAGAACCCGUAUUGCGAAAAAGCGCCAGUCGGCAAAGAAGCGCAACGUUAAGCUGUACGGUUUUUGGUCGGGUCCUAAACGACAUCGCGUUGCAUCGCUGAACGCUUUGGCCAAGGUACACUGCUUGUAUGAGAAUGAGAUGCGCGGCGCGCUUGAGGCAAGCUUAAUGAGCCAGUCGAGCGGGUCGCGUGUCAUCCGCACGAUCACUAAGGAUGGGGAGCGCAUAAAGAAGGAGCGCAUCUGUCCGGAAGAGGAGAGUGCUGGGGAGGAGAGUCGCUCCGGAGAGACUGUAUCCAGUGAAAUGGCCCCGCAUGGCAAAGGGAAAGAGCCAGAGCAGAGUAAAAGCAAGGAACCAGAACGAAAGGAGCCCGACAAGAAGCGUGAGGAAAAGAAGGAAACCCCAAAACAGGAAAGGAAGGAGGCGCCAUCCCAUCAGCAGAAGCAAGCGGAUGAAGCAGCUCGCGAAGAAGUAAAGCCGAAGGUCAAAGAGGAAGCACCCAAAAAGGACAGCGAUCAAGAUAGUGCGGAAUCGAGCGAAGAGGAACCAGUCGUUAUGAGAAAUCUUCGAUGUGCGCCAGGACUUCGUGGAGCCGGCAAACAUUGGGAUCCCGAUGCUUCCAGUUUGGAGUCGGAGAUCGAACAAUUACCGGAUAGUGAUGAGACGUAUGCCCAGGGUAAGGAUACUGAUCCCACUAGAAAACGCAAGGUGAAAAAGAAGGUAGCGCGUAAGAGUAAGGCUAAGUCCGCGACUGUGCAAACAAAGUCCGAAAAAUCCGAGAAGGACAAAGAGAAGUCGGAGAAGGCGUCCGAAAAGCAGGAAAAAGCACCGAAACCUCCGGGGAAAAAGAUUAAGAAGGAACUGAAAGCCUUGAUGACAGACAACGAGCGCCAAGAAGAGGGAGCAGCCAGCUCGUCGUCAAGUGGAUCGGAGAAAGUGGAAAGUGCAAAAAAUAAACAAGACGAUGUAGCCAAGAAGCGCAAGCGUGAGCCAAAGACCGAAAAGGCCGAGCCUGGUGGUGACUACAAAGAGUACAUUGGCAAGAAACGCAUGGCGAGUCUGAACGCAUCUGCAAUGAUGGCGGCAACCUACGAAGUGCAGCGAGUACUAUACCGUAAUACCGACUCCAGUGACUCGGAAUGCUCGACUGAAAAGGCACCAAAAUCGAAGAAAACUACCAAGGAUUCGAAAGAGCACAAAGACAAUGCGGCCGUGUUGUCGGCAACUAAAGGAGAUACCAAGGAGAAAAAGGAAUCUAUUGGAGAGAAGGAGUUACGAAUCGAUUCAGAUUUGCAAGCAAGCCAGCAGGUCUCAGCAGCGCCGCUUGAUGUCAAACAAAUAGAUAUGUCAGUGGAAUCUAUGUGCUCCAAUCAGCCAUCGACGUCGAAUGCCUUGGGAACAAUAUCAGUCGCUCAGCAGGAAGUGUUGACUAAGAAGAAGAAAGUGGUCAUCAAGACGGAACCGAUGCGCGAUCGUAAGGACGAUCCAAUGGAGGUAAAACGUGAAAUAGAAGAGCCUCGCCCAGUGUCGAGCAAUUUAGUUAUCGCGCAAGACACGGAAGUCACGAUUACCGGUGUGUACGUGAACUCUUCACUGGGAGCAAACCAGGAGGCGUACUGCAAAAUGCAAUACCGUGUGCAGCAAAGCGUUACCGAGGAACGAUUGGUACGACCGGGUGAAGCGCCACCCAAAUCCUACACACCGUUAUCGGCCCUCUCUAGUAUGCGACCACCAAACGAUCAGACUCUAUCAACUCCGCCUCUGUUCGUACAACCAGCGCAAUGUGACUCGCCGCUAGGACCUCCGAGAGCAUUCUAUCCUCCGCCCACGUCCUCAUCCGGCAGCUCAAGCGCAUUCUGUGCACCGAUGCCGCACGACAGUCCAGGUUACUAUCAACCGGCUGGUCCGCUGAUAUCGCCUCACCUACUGGGUCAGCCGCCGUCGCAGCACGGUCCGAAAAGUGGUCCGGAUGGCGAGGCGCUCCUGCAGAGCCCCCAGCAACCGCCCGCGUCUUCUACGGCCGACAGUACGGACAGCGACGUCCUGCUGACAGGUGGUGGAGUUGACCUGGGGGGUCAUCGCUCCCAGCCCUACGGUGCAUCCCGGUACGGUCCGGCGACCGGUGCUGGUGGCCCACCGACCAAUCUCUACCCCCGCCCAAUGCAGAUGCACUGUCCGCCGACGUAUCUGCCGCCCGGGUACUACGCACCGUCUCCCUACGGACCACAGCCGCCCCCACCCCAUGGGCCCCCGCCGGAGAUGUACUACACGCACGCCUACUCACCCCACUACUACCCAAAGUUUGCUCCGCCCUACUAUCCGACCUCCCGGCGGUACUACCCCGGGCCCGGACCGGGUCCGGAGCAUCACCUGUACGAGCAGGCACCACCACCACCCAGUAGCGCACAGGGACCGCCGGGACCGCCGCCACCACCGUCCGGGGCACAACUCGUACCUGCUGGACCCCAGGGUCCUCAGCAUCUGGAUCACUAUCCGUACUCGCCAUAUCCAGGGUAUGGUAGUCCAGGGCCCGGCUCAGGUGGCCAGUGUUAUCCUCGCAACCUACAGCACCCGCCGCCACCGCCUGCGUAUAUGGAUGCGCAUUACACAACCAAUUGUCCAUGUCCGAUGCAGUGUCCAAAAAACGUCAAUGCUGGGUCCCUUAUUGGUAUCAAGGCCAGUAAGGGCCCAGUAGCCACAAACAACCAUAUCGUACAAAACCAGCCGAGCACGAGAAUCAGCACUACUACUGAACCGAUCACGAUAUCGUCUAGCUCGUCCUCCUCGUCGGCGUCGUCCUCCUCGUCUCCAGCGCCGCUCGACAUUCAUGCACCCGUCGUCACCACUACGACAGCAGCCACCACCACGCCCGUCCGGCAGAUGGUGGCCGAUGCCGAAACACCGCCAAAUGCUGCUCCCAAGCAGCAACCGCAUCCAUCACACGGAUAUCACGCACAUCACCAUCACGGGGUACCUUUACCGAUGGAAAUGCAUUCACAGGGACCACCGGUCCAUCAUCCACACACGUAUCCGUACCACUAUCACCAUCACCAUCCGGGUCCGCUGCAUCAUACGCCGCAUGGGCCACUUCAAACGGAGGUUACAACGCCACAAAAACCCGCAGUGACUGCAACGUCCACUUCGCCGGUGACUACUACCAUUAGCUCGGCUACCAAACACAGCACACCGGUAUCAACCGUGUCAACGGCUGCCACCACCGGAAUCAAUGCACACCAUCCAGAGAAGAUGUGCUACAAAACGGAACUACCGAUCAAACCCGAAACCGCGACCGAUCUGCUCUCGACGCCAAUGCACUACGGUAGCCCGUACCAUCAUCCUUACCAUCAUCCAAUGGGCUAUUACCACCAUGCGAAGCUGGCUGAUCUGAAGGAGGAAACACAUCAUGGCACGCUCACGCCACCCUACUCCAUAUCGAGCAAGAUGGCGCUGCUUGAAACUCCCGAUAUGAGCCCGGUUCGGGUGUCAACCGCACUGAACGUGCCUCCCGUGAACGUGCUUGCGAAGGGGGUUGAUUGCAGUGACAAAACACACAGCAAAGAUGACAAACUAUCAGACAUUCCGGUGUCGACGGCGAUCGUGAAGCAGGAAAUCGAAGAGUUUAAGCUCCUGGAACCGCUGGUCGGAGCAGUUUGCAAAAAGGAAGAUUUCGAAGAGACGGGCCCGGCCAUGACGCCGGACCUGCUGGAUGAAUCGAUUGUAAUCAAAAAAGAUCGAGAUGAAAUGAAACCAGUCGACAGGUCGAUCUACCAUCCCGAGCACCAUGUGCCGGUCGAUCAUCACCAAUUGCACCACCAUUUGCAACAGGUGCGUGAUUCCUCGCACAUACCGCACCACCUCCAUCACCACAGUGCCAGUACAAAUCUAUUGCAUGGGUCAUCACCGCACCAUCACCACCAUCUGCAUUCGCAUUACAAUGUGCAGCAGCAGCAGCAGCAGCAACAGCCCUUAAUCACCGGUCUGCUAGUGGAGAAGGAUGAUGUGAAAACCGAUGCCAAACUACCUCCGGAUAGCAAGAGUUUACUCACCGAACUCGUGCUAACGACGGAAGCGUCCAUGGUGGAAACGCCCAAAAUGGCGCAAUCGAUUCCAGCAGCGUCGGCAACAACUGCGGCGGCUGCGAUAACAUCAAAGAUGGACGAAGUCUGCAAAAGCACGGCCCAGCAAUUGAGGGGAAACAGUAGUGAUAAUAGUUUUAAUCUUAGUGAUAGCCUAAUCCCCAACGUUGCUGGCGCCUCCGAACAACUGAGCUCAAUAUCAAAGAACAGUGGUAAAGUACAAUCACAUGACAGCUGUGCUGGCAGCCUAGAUCCUCCCUCGCCGGUACCGAUACCGGCGUCGACCGUCAAACGGAGACCGCUGCUGGUGGCAUGCAAAAAAGCAACACCGAAGCAGUCACCUCCCAAUAGCUAUAAGAAUCUGAUCAAACGUACAAAAGGCCUGGAGGACGAUGAUGACCCGCAGCCGCAGUGUCCGGAACCGGUAGAGCUAAGUGAAGAAGAGGAAGAGGACGACGAAGAAGAAGAGGAGGAGGAGGAUGAGGACGAAGAGGACGAAAACGACGAGGAGGAGGACGAUGAGGAAGCGAAUCCGGAGGAAAAGGUUGAGGAUGUGGAAGACAUCGAGUUGCAGGAGCAGCGCCUAGUGCAGGCAGAAAAGCGAGCACUACAAAGCGAACAGUCAGUGGAUCAAAAUGGUCGCAAACAGCGCCUUAAGAAACGGCCGGUAUCGAAACCACGAAGAAAAAGUUGCAGGAGAAAGCUUCUCCGGACACUAUCGGGAGCACCAACUGAUAAGAAACAGCCUAAGACCACACCGGAGGCAGUUAGCUCGGUACGCACACGAUCAGUCAAGCGGUUCUAUCGGGUGUUCCGUUCGAGCAUUGAGUCGCUGAAACGAUUGCCAGUGUCAAUUCGGGAACGAUUGUUGCGUCGAUCGAGCGUAACGCUCCUAUCGAUCCGCCAAAAUGCCCGCAAAAAGUUCUGCAAAUCACAACAGCAGCCGCAGCAGAGUCAACAACAUUCACCAGCGAUACAAGAAACGAAGGAUAUUGUCUCCCUAUCCGAAACUCAGCCAUUAGUGGCGGCUAGUGAAAGUGAGGCGAAUACUACUGCAACAGAGGUCGAAAACACGAUACCUAACUGCUCUGAAUUACUAUCUUCAAAUGAGCUGGAUUUGACAGCAGACACCAAUAACACAGCAUCCGCUGUCCACACGAAUCAAACAGUAUCGGCACACGCUCCCGUGGAUGCCACAGUUUCAACACUGUCUAAUGUUGAUCGAACGAUCGAUCUCGUGGCAAAAGGCUACUUUUCUGAACCAGAAUUUUUCAGCGGAACAGAUCUGCAAAUCCAUUCGCGGAGUUGGUUAAAGAAACUCAAACAACAGCAGCAGCAAGAGGGACGUUCGCAUUCGGAACAGAGCCGGGGAGCUAAAGGCCGAGAGCGCAACGGGGAAGGCAACAAGAAAAAGUGCAAGUCAAAGUGCUCUCCAUUAGCAGCUGAUGUCCCCUUGCCGGAUACCCCAGCGUCCGGCACUACUAAGAGCAAACAUUCAAAAUCUAAGUCUAAGUCUUCUAAAACUAUGCCCACGGAGAAGGUGGACUUGGUAACGCCUUCCAAUCCAGAAUGUAAAGAUACUAAAAGUACCAAGAAAACAAGUGCUAAGGAACGUAAAAAAGAUCCUUCAUCAAGCAGGAAAAGAAAACAAAAGGCACACACGGACGAUGGUGAUGAGGUGCCGCAUGCUUCGAAACGAAGCUCCACUCACAAUCCUGAACCAACGGUCAGUACAGUGGAAUCCUUGUACCAUCGUGCUACCUCGACGCCCAUCCCCGCUCCAAUCGGCGAAGUUGCUUCUGCAUCGGGUCAUGACGAUCGCGAAGAAGAUGGCAGUAAGGCAGCUGCUCUGUUUGACGACAGUGUAGUUACGCUGAUGGAUCAAUCCUCGGUCAUUGAUGAUCGGGAAACGGACUUUGACGAUGCGGCGACCAUGUUGGUGGAGGACGAUGUGGCAAGCGUUGAUACGAACGUGCUCGUAAAUCGACACAACAAUAAUAAUAACAACAACAACAACAGUGCUGUCACGGACAAGAACUCUGCGAUUGAGGAACAGCAACGUAUUGCUGCCGUACAGCUCGCUCUAAACGCUCCCAUUCAAGCGAUCAUUGCCGAAGGAAAGGAAGGCAGUGAGCUUGAACCACCUGAAGGUAUGGAACCGUUCAUGGACGAACCACUGGAAGAGGAGGAGCUGAAGGCAAACGGACAGCUAAAUGCUGCGAACCAUCAACCCGAAGCGACGGCCAAUGUCCUGCAACAGCCGCCACCUUGUCCGUUAGCGGCGCCUUCGCCGGGCGAUCUACCAGCUUUAAACGCGCACUACGACGAUGAUUACCGGGAGCUAGAAGAGGAGGAACUGUUGCCAAAGCGAGGAUCAAGUCGUUCGGUCAAGCGGCGGCGAUCGCGAUCGAAGACAAAGUCGAAAAAAUUCAGCACGAAAAAACGGCAUCGUCCGUCGACGCACCGGAACAUUGCGGCUGAGUUAGAGGAGCUGACUGUGCCAAUACAUCCAAGCUCUAGCAUACCGCGCUGGAGUAACGGUUGGACGUGGGAAGGACAACCGUUUCAGGGGAUGGUGUUUUUGAACAGUGAUGAUCCACCUGUACUGAGAACAUGCUAUCCAGCGAUGCGACAUCCCUUGGGAGACAUUGUCAAGCCACGUGACUGCGUGCUGUUAAAGGCGGGCAACAAACGCGCGGAGCUGCCAUAUGUUGCAAAAGUAGCACAUCUGUGGGAAAAUCCCGAUGACGGUGAAAUGAUGAUGUCUUUGCUGUGGUAUUACCGGCCCGAACACACCGAACAAGGUCGUCAGCGUACGGACGGUCCGGACGAGGUGUUUGCUUCGCGCCACAAGGAUCACAAUAGCGUGGCUUGUAUAGAGGAUAAGUGCUAUGUGCUAACGUUCAGCGAAUACUGCAGAUUCCGAAAACAACUGAAAGGAAUUGAGGAAAAUAUCGAUGAGCAACCAUCGAUCGUGCCUCCGUUGAGGCGCGAAAACCCGCGCCUUCCACCACCGAUCGUGUCCCCAGAGGCGGUACUGUACUGUCAGCGGGUUUACGAGUUCCGCCAUAAGCGGCUCCUAAAAUGCACCCCUAGUGAAGGUGGGAGUGUGUGCAGCGCACCCAUGCUAGCAAGAGCACGAAGCGGAGUUCGGUCAGUACUACGGCACCGGGAACAGCUGCCGGCGUUACUCUGACUAAAGAUGCUACCGGCUAACUCACUAUCCGUUCGGCCCCUGAAAGCACACGCUGCACACGACAACUGCUUCUACAUAUCCUGGGUCAAAACGCUCCCUCAAACACACACACACACACAAACACAAACGCGCGCACACAUACUUACACUGCGUGAGGAGCAGCUUCUCCAUAUCCGGAUCUAGUCCUGGACGAGUGGGUACCUCACUGCUGCUGUUCCCUCGAGCCAGUAGUGUUGGUAUGCCCGUUCUAUUUUUUUGUUGCGAAAGCAUAAAUCAGUCACCUUCACUUUCGGGAUAAACUUGCCUCCAACGUUUGUGUGUGAGUGUGUGUAUUUAAUAAUUGUAUUAUUAUAUAUUUAUUACAAAACCUUUGCAUCAUGUGUGAGAUCCGGUUGUAAGGUUUCGUUCUACUUUUCCUUUUCUUCUCUUUCCCGAAAUGUCUGUUAUUUAGUUUGAUGAUUUGUUAAUAAUUUUAUUUGUACAUACACUUACUGCAACACCUAGUGUGUCUUUUUGCUAAUGUACAAUUCAAUUGUAUGUUGCCCUCCCCCCCCCCCCUCCCCCUUCCUAAGAUCACCCAGUAGCCGCAAAAUCGGCCAACAUAGACUCUAAGACAAAUGGUUCCAAAUUAUCCCAGGAUGCGUAAUAGGAUGGACCUAGUGAAAGGUUAACUAGCGUUCGGUCACGUUCCUAUGUGAUGAGCGCGUUCUAGUGUGACAAACACAUUUCCCAGACAAUCCCACACACACACACAUAUAUAGAGAAACAAAAGUGGACGUAAGGAAAUGUUGCUAAUGAAUCAACGUUCAAAGGUGUGGGGCGCCAUCCAGGCAAUAAGAAGGGAUAAAAUUAACACAAUUUGAGCGAAUUAUUUGAGAAACUGCAUUUGAUAUUACAACAUUACACUAUACAUAUAGAAAUAUACAUACGCUACGGCAGCCAAUUCCUGGGGCAGGAAGUAUUUCAGAUUAAGCUCUACAGUAUACAGUGUUCAUUGUGCGAAAUGCGGCUUGCCCGUUCAAAGUUUGAAACAAUAACAAACAGGAGGCGAAAACGUUGUACUAAAAAACCUGUCGGUUGAUGAUGAUGAUGAAAGAUGAUUAACGUUGAGGAAAGAUUUAAUAGGUAUACAAACAUUUAAAAAGCAUAUUAUAUAUGAUUAUAUACAUACAACCUUAUAUAUAUACAACCAGUAAUGUAGAUGGAACAAAAACAACAACAACAACAACAAACAACAACACAAGCUAAGCGUAAGAAACUAAUUGUUAUUAAGACAGGUUAAGCAUAUACAGUACCUUAUUAUUUAACUGAUAACUUGCUGUAGGAUUGAGAGAAUCAGACAAGACAAGGAAAAGAAAAAGAAACGUAUUGUAAAACAGCAGCCACGAUGGAGCAUAGCUUUUACUGACUGACGCGAUUAAUGCAAUUGAAAAA
Messenger RNA from Anopheles coluzzii, 13640 nucleotides. RefSeq lists its product as uncharacterized. The record is from RefSeq and is a predicted model, not a curated record. NCBI's taxonomy places the organism in Eukaryota, Metazoa, Arthropoda, Insecta, Diptera, Culicidae. Gene Ontology annotation, molecular function: chromatin binding.